Messenger RNA from Bacillus rossius redtenbacheri, 2611 nucleotides. It is a transcript of the gene CAHbeta, whose product is annotated as beta carbonic anhydrase 1. NCBI's taxonomy places the organism in Eukaryota, Metazoa, Arthropoda, Insecta, Phasmatodea, Bacillidae. The transcript has 5 exons. Gene Ontology annotation, molecular function: carbonate dehydratase activity; zinc ion binding. The record is from RefSeq and is a predicted model, not a curated record. Bases 39 to 989 code for a protein of 316 amino acids.
ACAAAAACACUGCCAUAGUUGGUCGACAAGAAGUAGAAAUGGACAGAAUAUUAAGGGGCAUAAUGAAGUAUCGCCACACGGAUCGGAAGACAAUGGUCGCGCAGUUCGAGAAAGUGCGGGAUCAUCCGGAGCCAAAAGCUGUUUUCUUCACGUGCAUGGACAGUAGAAUGAUUCCAACGAGAUUCACGGAAACCAAUGUUGGUGACAUGUUUGUUGUGCGGAAUGCCGGCAACCUGAUACCCCACUCGCAGCAUUUCCUGGACGAGAUCACGACCACGGAGCCCGCCGCCCUGGAGCUGGGCUGCAUCGUCAAUGACAUUCGGCACAUCAUCGUGUGCGGCCACUCGGACUGCAAGAAGCGCUGUGUUGCGAGGGCAGGCGAUGAACCUGCUCCACGCGCUGCGGGACGAGCAGUUCUCGUCGCAGGAGAACCGGCGCAUCUCGCCGCUGCGGGCGUGGCUGUGCGCGCACGCCAGCUCGUCGCUCGACAAGUACUCGCAGCUCGAGGCGGCGGGCUUCCACGCCCCGCUCACCUUCCAGGCGGAGACCCCCAUGAGGCGGUUCGUGGCCUACAUCGACCCCGAGGACAGGUUCGCCGUCUCCGACAAGCUGUCGCAGAUCAACUGCCUGCAGCAGCUGCAGAACAUCGCGAGCUACGGCUUCCUGAAGAGGCGGCUGGAGCGGCACCAGCUGCACAUCCACGCGCUCUGGUUCGACAUCUACACGGGCAACAUCUACUACUUCAGCCGCCAGGGCAAGCGGUUCGUCGAGAUCAGCGAGGACACCAUCAAGCAGCUCCUGCUCGAGGUCAAGACCUACUACUCGUGACGCCCCCGCCCCCGCGACGCCGGUCGCAGUCGAGCCGGACCGGGAACACAAUCACCUCACGUUACCAGGACAUUGUCCGUUCUUGCCUUAUCCAGUUGUUUGCACACAGCAGAAACACACUGAUGUUGAAGAAUGCAACCUCUUUCGUCAAUUCUUACUAAUUUUUAGUUACUAUUAUAAGAAACUUCAACAAAAAUUAAUGUGCAAAAACCUUGUGCAGUUUUAAUUUUAUGAUACUAAUACCUACAAAUAAUUUAAUAUGUCAAGUCAUUUGUUUAUAAAUUUUUUUUUGUUAUUUUAAUUUCCAUCAUUUGUUUUACUAAUGUUUUGAUGUACCUUUAGAGGUUGCUUAACUUCACCGUCAGUACGUUGCAUUGGCACGGAGCCCGUAAGCAUGCAUUUUUUUUAGUUGAGUGAGUCAAAGUGAUGUUUAGUAGUUAGGGUGGAAUAUUUUUUAUUGUUAAGAAUUUGAGCCCUUUUUCCAAACAAUGAUCUACGCUUUUUCUAAGCCUAAAGGAAAUAAAAUUGAAAGACUCCUCAAAUGUAACAUAUUAGUUUCGGCAUAUUUGCCUCUUCAGUCUCAGGGAAAGUCAAUGCAAUAGGGCAUAAAUGCUUGUAGCUCAGCAUUCAUAAUUCAAAUUCAGUGUGAGUCACUGACUGACUCAUCUAUACACAUUUUAACCCACUUCAAUACAAGCUAGAAACUUGCAAUUUUGACAGUACAUAUAUAGAUCUUGUCCCAUAACUGAUGGGAAAAUUCCGAAUAGGAGAAAUUUUUUAAAUUUUAAACCCCUGAAAAAAAUGAAAAACUGUGCAUCAUGGCAUAUAGUAUCAUCAAAUUCGGCAGGUUUUAGGCAAUUAGAUGUAUGAAUGUACCUUCUAAAUUUGAUGACUUGCUGCCAUAUACCUAAAAUACAAAAUAAGUAUUUUCCCAAUUAACCGUAUUCAAACUUGUUAAGGAUAUAUAAUAUGUAAAGAUAAAUGAAUUUGAAGUUCAUAAUAAGUGUAAAAUUUCAAGAUGAUCAAUUAUAUUUUUAAUACUUAAGGGGCAUCUAUAAUCAUCAAAUUAGGCAUGAUUUUGAUGAUUGUAAGUUUCAACACACCUGCCAAAUUUCGUAAUUAUUUCCCUUCCAGAAUUAGGUAAAAAAUUUUAAUCACAAAUCUAUACUCAUAUUCAAUAUGUACCAGGUGCGGCAGAAAAACGGGCAAUUUUGAAAGGGCUGUAAAUAUUAAAGACAACGUAACUUCUACCACCUUAAAGGACAUAAAAUGGCAUUUCCAAAUGGGAAUAUUGCAUGGCCCCUAGUUUCACCAGACCUCACUUUCCUAGUGGCAAUAAAUUUAUGAAACAAUGAUUAUAUUUUAUUUUACAGCACUUUCAAAAUUACCAGUUUUUCUGCCGCACCUGUUGUAUAAAAACCUUGCAGGGAUGUGGGGGCACUACCUAGCGAGUAUUUAUAUGUAUACACUCCAACACACAUUCCUUGCAAAAGAUAGUCUUUACUCCUGGAUGUGAAAUUAUUUACACUAACACGAACGUUUGUUUCUGCGGAUGGCACAAGAUGAUUACGGAAAUGCAUAUCUUUUGUUCUCAAUCCAUAAAUUAAUAUAAUCUCGUUUACACAGUCACAAUUGAGUUUGAUUGGAGUAUGAAGUAAACAACCCAUAUAUGUUUCAACAGUUGAUUCCAAUAAUGUUGUUAUGAUAAGUGCAAAUUUACUACAGAUUAUAUGGAAAUAUUUGUUGUAUGUAUUUGAAAAUAUUAAAGUUUUAUAUUUUGUAA